AUGGUGCCUAGCAACUGGGUUAAACAGAUGUGCGGCGAGGGGACAUCCUGGGCCAGCCCUCCUGCCUUAAGACCCCGAGUCUUCCUGAAACAGCAGAGCUGGGAGGGCUCUGAGGCAUCAUCUCUCCGUUCCACAGGUCCUGAAGACGGAGAACAGGGGUUCAGGCACCCCAUGGCAAGCGAAGUCUUCCAGUCAUGCCUCAGCCAGUCCAAGAUACUGGAGCUCUCAAAGGACACCAGGGCGCUGCAGGAGGCCUUAGAAGCGGGGGACCUUCCAGCAGUAGCUGCCAAGUUACAAUCUACGCUUCAUUCUCUGGAGAAUGUCCGGCUGGACAUAGGCGUUACUGGGGGGAUGGGCUCAGGCAAGUCAACCUUUGUCAACGCCAUCCGGGGGCUGGGGGACGAGGACCCCAGCUCGGCCUGCACGGGUGUGGUGGAAAUGACUGUGGACCCCACGCCGUACGUGCACCCCAAGUACCCCAACAUCAUUAUCUGGGACCUGCCGGGCAUAGGCACACCUGCCUUCCGGGCUGACAGAUACCUCCAGCGGGUGUUGCUGGACCGCUACGACUUCUUCCUCAUCAUUACGUCAGAGAGCUUCACCACCGACCAUGCCCAGCUGGCCCGCGAGAUCCUGCGGUGGGGCAAGCGCUUCUACUGCAUCCGCUCCAAGGUGGACGUGGACAUCGCUGCCUCCCGCAGCCGCCGCCCCAGCUCCUUCUCGGAGGAGAGGGUGCUUAGCCAGAUCCGGGAUGACUGUGUGCAGCGGCUGGAGGUGGAGGGCCUCAAGGCCCCCAGGGUCUUCCUGCUGUCCAUGUUUGAGCUGGGCAAGUAUGACUUCCGCCUGCUGGAGGAGGCGAUGGUGAGGGGUUUAGAGAGCCACAAGCGGCACGCCUUCCUGGUGGCCCUGCCCAACGUCUCCAAGCCAACGCUGGAGCGGAAGGUGGCCUCACUGCGGCAGCACGUCUGGCUGGUGGCCACAGUGGCCUGCGGGGCCAACCCGAGUCCCGUGCCUGGCGUGCCGGAGGUGGCCUGCGACCUGCACACGCUCGCCCGCUCCCUGGAGGGCUACCGCCGCAGCUUCGGCCUGGACAAAGGUUCCCUCAUCAGGCUGGCGGAGCAGACGGGCCGGCCCCUGCACAAGAUCCUGGAGGCACUACAGGGCCCGAAGACCAAGGUCACUGAGGCGCUGGUGGUGGAACUGCUGGGCCAGGCCUCUGGGGAUGCCUCAGCAUUCAGCCAGGAACUCCUCAAUGUGCCCAUCCUGGGCCCCCUGGCCGCCUGCGGCCUCUCCUUUGCCACCGUCUACCGGAUGCUCCGCACCUCCCUGGACGUGGUCUUCAAGGAUGCCCAGAACGUGCUGGUUCAGGCCUCCCUUGACAACGCUGACCAUAAGCUUGAUCAACAAUCGAGAUAA
Molecule: messenger RNA, 1416 nt
Organism: Hippopotamus amphibius kiboko
Lineage: Eukaryota; Metazoa; Chordata; Mammalia; Artiodactyla; Hippopotamidae
Product: interferon-inducible GTPase 5-like
Exons: 4
Coding region: 1-1416 (471 amino acids)
Cellular component (GO): membrane
Molecular function (GO): GTPase activity; GTP binding
Source: RefSeq, a predicted model, not a curated record